GAUGGCAUAUCUCGUCCGGGAACUCCUUCUACCGUUCAUUCCACAUCCAGCGAAUCUUCCACCCCCAUAGCCGCAGAGGACUCUCACAGGUCUCCUCCAGAUCUAGGUCUCCGCCAGGAACAAUCCUGUGCUAGCACUGUCCUUCCACCCCCUGUCAUCGUCCCUCGCCACCAGCGUCGAGGCCUCCUCUCGCGCUUCACUCUCAUUCCCGAAGUGACCAACCCCUAUUGCUACACCGGCCGUACAAAAUGGGCUGUCACAGCUGUCAUUGCACUCUCCGCCGCAGCCGCCCCUAUGGGUUCCGCAAUUAUCUUACCCGCCCUCGCUCUAAUUGCUGACGAUCUUGGUGCCACGCCCACCGUCACGAAUCUGUCAGUUGCGUUAUAUAUGCUUAGUAUGUCCAUCUUUCCACUAUGGUGGAGUUCGUUCAGUGAGCAGCUCGGGCGGCGCUCCGUUUUGAUCUUUUCGUUCUUCCUCUUCGCCGUAUUCGCACUACUGAGCGCCGUCUCAACCAAUAUUGCCAUGCUGAUCGUAAUGCGAGUACUAUCUGGCGGCGCGGCGGCGAGCGUGCAGGCGGUAGGUGCGGGGGGUAUAGCGGAUAUAUGGGAACCAAAAGAGCGUGGAAAAGCAAUGGGUAUCUUUUAUCUCGGCCCGCUAUGUGGACCAUUACUUGCCCCGAUCUUUGGAGGGGCAAUGGCGGAAACGCAAGGCUGGAGGUCCACACAGUGGUUCCUGUUUGCAUUCGGUGUGGCCACAACAAUAUUGCUAACAUUUGGUCUCCCUGAAACCUUACCGAGGAGCUCAAUUCUGCCGGUUCGAACCACGAAAUCGAACUCUGCUCCUCGAGUCGAACCUCUUACUAAAAUAUCCACAACUAAAUCUGUCCAUUUGAAAACCAAGCGGUUCCUUGGUUUCUUCCGUCGCUCCAUCAUCGAUCCUCUCUCCAUAAUCCUGCUCCUUCGCUUCCCAGCCGUGGCUAUUACAGUCUACUACGCAUCCAUUACAUUUGGUUCCCUCUAUUUCCUCAACAUCUCCGUCUCCAGCAGCUUUUCCCAUGCACCAUACAACUUCUCCACUCUCAUUGUUGGGUUGCUCUAUAUCCCAAGCAGCCUGGGGUAUUUUCUCACCAGUGUUUUCGGUGGACGCUGGCUGGAUUAUGUCAUGAUAAGGGAAGCGAAGAAACGGGGAACCGUAGACGAAAGGGGCAAGCUGCUCUUGAGUCCGGUCGACCGGAUGCAGGAGAACGCCUGGAUCAGUGCGAUCCUGUUUCCGGGUGCGCUCCUCUGGUACGGCUGGACUGUUGAGAACGGCAUUCACUGGAUCGUGCCGAUGAUUGGCAACUUUUUCUUCGGCAUGGGUUCCAUGAUCGUCUUCGCUAUGUCCGCCACGAUGCUUACGGAGUUUCUCCCCGGCCGAGCCUCCAACGGUGUGGCGGUCAACAACUUCGUCCGCAACAUUUUCUCCUGUGUCGGCGCCCUGAUUGCCGAGCCACUGAUUGGAGCCAUUGGGAAUGGUUGGCUCUGCACAAUAUUAAGUCUUGUGGCCGUUAUCAGCGGCUCCUUUGUCAUCCUCACCAUGAAGAAGUAUGGGGAGGCUUGGAGACAAAAGAUGACGGAGCAGUUGGAGCUUAGGGAUACUGAGGAUUGAUGGUCACGACUUCUGCAUUGUGGCGUUUGAUGGGAUAGUUCUGCUGCAUUAGAAUAGACUUGGCGUUUCUUGUCACGCAACGUUACACCAUUGGGCUGGUAUUGCUAUCUAUGGGUGGUGACAAUAUUAAGAGACGGACAAACAGGAUUCGGUUGGGGUAGGGAGCGUAUUAUAGAACACCAGAAGACUUCAUUUCAUUGUCGAAUAAAAACAGCGAUUGUUCAUUCUUCCAUUUCCAGUUCCAGAAUGGAGUACACGCUUCCGGCCGGC
Eremomyces bilateralis CBS 781.70 is the source of this 1917-nucleotide messenger RNA. RefSeq names its product major facilitator superfamily transporter. Gene Ontology annotation, biological process: intracellular polyamine homeostasis; transmembrane transport. The coding region runs from base 295 to 1647 and encodes 450 amino acids. Gene Ontology annotation, molecular function: polyamine transmembrane transporter activity. The record is from RefSeq and is a predicted model, not a curated record. Lineage: Eukaryota; Fungi; Ascomycota; Dothideomycetes; Eremomycetales; Eremomycetaceae. The transcript is spliced from 3 exons.